Messenger RNA from Aphis gossypii (cotton aphid), 1665 nucleotides. RefSeq lists its product as uncharacterized. Bases 1 to 1665 code for a protein of 554 amino acids. Lineage: Eukaryota; Metazoa; Arthropoda; Insecta; Hemiptera; Aphididae. The transcript is spliced from 3 exons. The record is from RefSeq and is a predicted model, not a curated record.
AUGGUGUUUUUUGAAUUCUAUAGGAAUGUGCUCAUUGUUCAAGGAAAUAUACCCGAAAGAAUGAUUUAUCAAAGCAUCUCAGUUAAACAUUUUAAAUGCCUCUUGUGUGAACAAGAUUUUGACAAUAGAAAACUUAUUAACGAACAUUACCAUAACGACCACAGAAUUGUGUUCCAAUAUGAACAUUUACAGUUCCAAAAUAUAAAAGAAUUUGAAAGAUGGAAAAUUGAUGUAGAACAAAAAUCAUACUUUCAAUUUUCUAUGGCUGUGUGGUGGAAAACCAAAAAAUGUACUGUCACAAAAUAUGUAUGUCAUCGUUCAGGUGAAAAACGUUUAAAAAGCGCGCCAAAAAUAAUUCCAAAAUUAAUAGGUUCAAAAAAAUUGAAUGGUAUUUGUCCCACACUUCUUACAUUGAGGAAAUUCAAUUCUGGCGGUUUAUGUUCAGUAAUGUACCAAAAAACACACCUGGGACAUGAGUGUGAUAAAAGAGAGCUACCACAUAAAAGUUUAAAUCCCAACGAGAAAUUAGCCAUAGCCAAUAAGUUGUCCCUAGGUGUACCACUUAAAGUUUUGUUAGGACAAUAUGAAUCAACCCAGCGAAACGGUGAAGAUAUGUGCAGUCGUAUUGAUUUAUUGAAUUACCAUGAUGUAGCAAAUAUUGCCAAACAGUAUAAUCUGAAUGAACCUUUUCCAGCACUGUACAAAGAUGAUUCUAAAAAUAUAGCCAGUUUUACAAUAAAAAAUAAAAAUUCGAUUCUUUUUUACAAAGCUGAAGGAGUUUUAGAUGAAGAGUUUCCCACAUUAAAAAAAAAUGAUUUUGCAUUAGGGUACAUGGACCAUAAUCAAGAGCAAACUUUGAAGCGUUAUGGAUACAAAACCAUCUGUUUUGAUGGUACACAUGGCACAAAUCCCAAUGACUUCAUUUUACAUACAAUGCUAGUAACAGAUGUUGACUGUGAAGGCUAUCCAGUUGCAUUCUUAUUAUCUAAUAGAAAUGAUGAAGUAGUUUUUAGUGUUCUACUUGAAAAAAUAAAAGUCCGAAUUGGUAAUGUGUCACCUAAAACCAUAAUGUCGGAUAUGCAGAUGUCUUAUUUUAAUAGUUGGGUAAAAAUUAUGGGCCCUGUGAAACAAAAACUCUUUUGUAUAUGGCACGUACAUGAAGCAUGGCGAAAAAAUUUAUCAAAAAUAAAUAAUAAAGAAAAACGAAUUACUGUUCGUAAAAUACUUUAUGAUUUAUCAACAGAGUUGGAUGAAGAGGCAUUUAAAAACAAAUUAUACACAUUCCUUUCGAAUAUUGAUGAAGACUUACAAAAGUUUUUAAACUAUUUUUUUCAAUAUUAUGGCCAAAAUCCUCAAUAUUGGGCUUACUGUUACGGGCAAUAUGCUGGUUGUAAUACUAACAUGAAUUUAGAAAGUUUUCAUAGAGUAUUGAAAGAAAAAAUUAUUUGCAGAUUAAAAAUGAAAAAAUAUACAUUGUGCUUAAAACUGAGCUUAAAGAGUGUUCCAUGUAUGCAAAUGAGUUUACUUGCUCACUUCCUUGUACAAUAUGUAAAACAUGUUUCCAUGAUUUCAUUUGUAGCUGCCCUGAUCACAGUAUUAGAAAUAACAUGUGUAAACACAUUCAUGCGGUCUGUAUGUACAAUCUCAAUUUGGAUAAGGAUAUAA